Molecule: messenger RNA, 1052 nt
Organism: Cuscuta campestris
Lineage: Eukaryota; Viridiplantae; Streptophyta; Magnoliopsida; Solanales; Convolvulaceae
Source: the annotation of a GenBank genome assembly
CAAAAGCCCAUCUCAUUAGCCGCCCCAUCCCUUCCUUCGUAGACGACUAACGCAAAAGCGCAGAAGCUAGAGACGAAGCCUACUGCCGAAUCCGAAUCGGAAGGAGAGUGCCGACUGCUGAGAACGCGGCCGGUAGAGAGACGCCGCAGCUGCCGCCAGACGCCGCUUCACCCUCCAGCCCUAAAUGAUGGCCUAUGCACAAAUUGGUAGAAAUGUCAUCCGCCAGCAGUUGUCUGCAUCGGAGAGAGGGAUCCAGCAUCCACUGUUCUAUGCCGUUCAGGGUGUCCGUCAUAGGAAAUUGGAAGUCAUUCUCACCAAUAGCAUUGACAAGCUUGGAAAAGCCGGUGAUACGGUGAAAGUUGCACCAGGGUUCUUCCGGAACCAUCUGAUGCCAAAACUGCUUGCUGUCCCAAACAUUGACAAGUAUAGGUAUCUUCUCAAAGAUCAGAGCAAGAUUUACCAACCAAAAGAAGAUGCAGAAGUUAAAGUUGUUUCACAAACCAAUGAAGACAAGAUGAAAGAAUACCAGACAGCAGCCAAUCGCCUCGAUAGAACUAUGGUGGUUUUGAGGAAGUUCAUCAAAGUUGACAAUGAAAUACGAGAACCCGUGACGAAAGAAGAAAUUAUUGCUGAGGUUGCAAGACAGCUUUCAGUGAGCAUAGAACCUGAAAAUGUGCAUUUGCCGUCUCCCCUGUCCUCUUUGGGUGAGUUUGAAGUGCCACUACGGCUUCCAAGGUCCAUCCCUUUGCCUGAGGGGAAGCUUCAAUGGGCUCUCAAAGUCAAAAUCAGGAGAAAAUGAAUCAAUGGACUCUGCAACUCAUCAAACACUUCGCCAGGAGAUCGAUUUUUUACUUUCGUCGAGAAUGCAAAAGUAAGCUGGCUCUAGAUGAAGGGCCAUGAGAGAUGGACCAAGUAGUCUAGUCUUGGUUACUACUGUAUUGAAUUGCUGGUUACAUCUGUAUUGCUGAUUGGUUCUUGACUUGAUGGUUGAACAUAUUGAUGUAACAAGUACUCAUUGCUCAAGGCCUAAUCAAUAAAGCGUUUGUUCUCUU